GGCUGCUGCAAGGGACAACCGGACAGAGUAACAAGUUUCUUGCUUGUCUAGCUAGCCUCUUCUCUUGUUUGCCUCUUCACCUGUAUUGAGGAUAAAGAAGUUGAGUGCGUUUAAGUUACUGGAUCAUCAUCUCUUGCCGUCCAUAUACUAUACGGCGGCCAUAUUCAGCAGCCAGGGGAAGCAUUAUAUAUGGACCAACGUCUCCUGGAAGCAGCCACACGUGGUGACGCUCCAUUAAUGAAGCAACUACUAGCUGCACCUGGUGACUCGGACGUGCUGCUCGGGACGACUCCACGGGGAAACAACUGCCUCCACAUCGCCUCCAUCCAGGGCCACGAGGAAUUCUGCAAGGAUGUCCUGACGACGCUCGACCAUUCUCCGGCUCUCCUCUCGGCCGUCAACAAUGAUGGCGAGACGCCGCUGCUCACCGCAGUGACAAGGGGCCGUGUUCCUCUGGCCUCUUUUUUACUCGGGUGCUGCCGUGACCAGCAGCUGAGCGAGACGAUCCUGAAGCAAGACAAGCACGGAUGCAACGCCCUGCACCACGCAAUACGCAGCAGGCUCAGGGACCUCGCGCUGGAGCUGAUACAAGUGGAGCCUGCUCUGUCGGAAGCUGUGAACCAAUCCGGCGAGUCACCCAUGUUCAUCGCGGUGAUGAGGAAUUAUGAGGACGUCUUCGAGAAAUUGUUGGAGAUUCCGAGUUCUGCUCAUGGCGGACCCGGAGGCAUCAAUGCUCUGUAUGCUGCCGCGAGAAACAGUAACUCAGUCAUCGCUAAAAUGAUUAUGGAGACACGCCCUGCUCUGGCCAGUGAAGAAGAGGGAAGGAACAAGAAUACUCCACUGCAGCUGGCUACACUUUGUGGCAGGAUUGACGUAGUAAGAGUACUGUUGGAACACGAUCGGUCUUUAGGGUACAGGUUCUCCGCAGAUGGGGAACCACUUCUCGUUUCUGCUGCAUUCCGAGGCCAUGUCAGUGUCGCUCGAGAGCUCCUUAAAUAUUGUCCAGAUGCGCCCUAUACCUACACAAGUAACGGUUGGACAUGUCUGUACGUAGCUGCAAUCUUUCAACAGACGGAGUUUGUAGAAUUUGUGCUGGGUUUGCCACAGCUCCGUGGACUCAUUAACAUGCAAGAUUCAGACGGAAAUACUGCUCUGCAUCUCGCAGUCGCCGUCUGCAAUCCCAAGAUAGUCGCUGCUUUACUGCUUCGCCAAGACAUUGACGUCACAAUGAUGAACAAAAAGACUAUCACGCCAAUCAUGGUAUUAUCUGGUGCCGCCGACAAAGCCAAGACAUUAAACUGGAACGAAGUGUUUAUGCUUAUGUUGAAAGCUGAUCCUCAAGAUGCAAGUUCUAUCGCUGUUAUCCACAAUGAAGUCAAGGCCAAAGUGACAAUAUCAACAAGGGAGGCUAUCAAGUCACUGACUCUAACAUACACAGGCAACACUUCCCUAGUGGCUAUCCUCAUCACCACGAUUACCUUUGCAGCUGCUUUCACAUUGCCUGGAGGUUAUAGCACUGAUCCUGGAGACGAGGGGCUUCCCACCAUGGCAAGGAAGUUUGCAUUUAAGGCAUUCUUGAUCUCAGAUACCAUGGCAAUGUGCUCCUCACUUGCUGUUGCCUUUAUAUGCAUCAUAGCAAGAUGGGGGGAUCUUGAGUUCUUGCUUUACUACAGAUCUUUUACCAAGAAGCUCAUGUGGUUUGCAUGCAUGGCAACCACCACAGCAUUCGCAACUGGUUUAUACACAGUUCUGUCUACUCGUCUCCUAUGGCUAGCUGUUGCGGUCUGCGUUCUGACGUCUUUACUGCCCAUUCUUACAAAGCUUCUUGGUGAAUGGCCCAUCUUGAGACUGAGAUUUCGGUUAGGACGGGCUUUCAAAUCAGAUCUCCUCAAUAUGGUCUAGCUUCAUCACCUUCAGUUACUGGUUCCAGUUGUGUUCUUGUUUUUAUGUUGAAAACAUAAGGAUACAAUAUAUGUUGUAAGAUUUAAUUGUUGCCAAACAACACUUUUGUUCUAAUAAUGUAGAAUCCCUGUAAUAAAGGCAGAACUAUGUAAUUUGAAUGCAGAGUUUUUUUUUUAUGAAACAUGAGGGGUGUGACCCCCUAGUGGAAUA
Molecule: messenger RNA, 2112 nt
Organism: Panicum virgatum (switchgrass)
Lineage: Eukaryota; Viridiplantae; Streptophyta; Magnoliopsida; Poales; Poaceae
Product: ankyrin repeat-containing protein At5g02620-like
Exons: 4
Coding region: 190-1902 (570 amino acids)
Cellular component (GO): plasma membrane
Molecular function (GO): protein phosphatase regulator activity; protein phosphatase 1 binding
Source: RefSeq, a predicted model, not a curated record